Molecule: messenger RNA, 933 nt
Organism: Caenorhabditis briggsae
Lineage: Eukaryota; Metazoa; Nematoda; Chromadorea; Rhabditida; Rhabditidae
Exons: 4
Coding region: 1-933 (310 amino acids)
Biological process (GO): embryo development
Source: RefSeq, a predicted model, not a curated record
AUGACACCGCCGACUCUUCUGGACGUUCCGAAGCUUCCAAUGUCUAAAAUGGUCAAUUUUCUCAGCCCCAAAUCACUAAUAAACUUUGCACUAUCCAGCCCAAAAAUCCAAGAAUUCAUCAAAUUACAAAAUCUGAAUGUGGAGAAAUUAUCACUGAAUAUCAGUCAGAAGGGUUUUGUGAUCCGAUUGAAGUUCUUCUAUUUCAAUAAACCACUUGUCUGGAAAUUCUUCACUUCUUAUACGAGGGAAGUGAAAUUGAGUACAGAUAAAAUCAAACUUUGUGAGACUCCAAUCGAGUUUGGGAAGCAAGCAGUCGAAUGGCUAACCGAUUUGAUUCGUUUCCCGGUCACCGCUGUUCAAAUCACGGGUCCAUCAUUCCCGGAAAUCGAGAACAUUCUUCAAUGGACAAAAAUUCAUGAAUGCGAGAAACUAACAAUGAAUUUUAUCGAUAAAACCGAAGGAGGACUCGAAAAAUUCACAGAUUUGGAGAGUUUCGAUCUAAACGGAUCUGAUUGGUUAAAACCGGAACAUUUGAAGAAUUGUGCAGCUAAACGGAUCACACUCUACACAAUGGAUUGGGAUGCCAAUCAAUUAAAUCAAUUCAUUCGCUGUUGGUUCGAAGGAAUCGACCAGCCGAUUAAUAAACUCGAAAACAUCGAAAUUCAAUUAAAAUCUGUUCCAAUGGAGGGAUUGCCGAUUGAACAGAUUGUCAGUGGAUUCGAAACGAAGCCAUGGGAUCCGACACAAAGAGCGCGGAUAUAUCGGAACUAUCACAAAAAGGAAUUUGAAGGUGGCUUAUUGAACCUUGAACAUGCCCUGGACAUUUUGCGACCCGAUGGAAAGCUUGCAUCGGUUUCGGUCUUUGAUAAAAUCGUGAAUUUCGUUGUUUGGCAUCAGAGAUUUCCUGUAGCUUCUGAACAAUCUUUUUUCUGA